GAGCUGCAGGUUUGAAGGAAAAGACCCUGAUUCUACUUGAUGUGAGCACCAAGAACCCAGUCAGGACAGUCAAUGAGAACUUCCUCUCUCUGCAGCUGGAUCCUUCCAUCAUUCAUGAUGGCUGGCUCGAUUUCUUAAGGGGGAAGAAAAAGUGGAGGAAGAAGAAAUACGAAGAAGGAGGAGGAGGAGAAGAGGAGGAGGUACAGCAGCAGCAGCAGCAGCAGCAACAGCAGCAGCAGCAGCAGCAGAAGCAGCAGAAGCAGCAGCAGACUGAUCUGUCUUUCAAAGAGAAAAAAAGGAGGUUUCCCCCCUCCUGGAAUAUUUGCUGUGAGGCUGUAACUAGUGAUUGAGAGAAGCAAUGUUUUCUAUUAAGAUGCACGUGUUUGCAAUGCAGAAGGCAUUUCAGAAACUUAUCAGUUAUGACUGAAAAAAUGUUGUGCUUACAUAUAUCCACAAUUAGUCUCCCCUUCUGAAAAAGAAACAAGAGGUUCAGGGAAGUUACAAAAGGGAAGAUCUGGAGCAACAAAGACCCUAGAGAAGGGUUGUGUGUGUGAGAGAGAAGCAGUGUGCAUGUGUUUGCGUGUUCAGUGGGGAGACUGCAUGAAAGUGGAAUUUGCCACGGAAAAGGAAAGAUGGUUUCAUCGGUUCUCCUCCCAGACAGAAAACCAAUUUAAGGAGAGUCCUAAGCGCUCCAAGCGUCUGGUGACCCUGGCCCGGGGACUCUCGCCAGCCUUUCUGCGCUUCGGGGGCAAAAGGACGGAUUUCCUGCAGUUCCAGAACCUGAGAAAUCCGGCGAAAAGCCGCGGGGGCCCGGGCCCGGAUUACUAUCUCAAAAACUAUGAGGAUGACAUUGUGCGGAGUGAUGUUGCCUUGGACAAACAGAAGGGCUGUAAGAUUGCCCAGCACCCUGAUAUAAUGCUGGAACUCCAGAGAGAGAAGGCAGCUCAGAUGCAGCUGGUUCUUCUGAAGGAGCAAUUCUCCAAUACCUACAGUAACCUCAUAUUAACAGCCAGGUCUCUAGACAAACUUUAUAACUUUGCUGAUUGCUCUGGACUCCACCUGAUAUUUGCUCUAAAUGCACUGCGUCGUAACCCCAAUAACUCCUGGAACAGUUCUAGUGCCCUGAGCCUGUUGAAGUACAGUGCCAGCAAAAAGUACAACAUUUCUUGGGAACUGGGUAAUGAGCCAAAUAACUAUCGGAGCAUGCAUGGCCGGGCGGUAAAUGGUAGCCAGUUGGGAAAGGAUUACAUCCAGCUGAAGAGCCUGCUGCAACCCAUCCGGAUUUACUCCAGAGCCAGCCUGUAUGGCCCCAAUAUUGGACGGCCCAGAAAGAACGUCAUUGCUCUCCUAGAUGGCUUCAUGAAGGUGGCAGGAAGCACAGUAGAUGCAGUUACCUGGCAACAUUGCUACAUUGAUGGCCGGGUGGUCAAGGUGAUGGACUUCCUGAAAACUCGUCUGUUAGAUACACUCUCGGACCAGAUUAGGAAAAUUCAGAAAGUGGUCAAUACAUACACUCCAGGAAAGAAGAUUUGGCUGGAAGGCGUAGUGACCACCUCAGCUGGAGGCACAAACAAUCUAUCAGAUUCCUAUGCUGCAGGAUUCUUAUGGCUAAACACUUUAGGAAUGUUGGCCAAUCAGGGCAUUGAUGUUGUGAUCCGACAUUCAUUUUUCGACCAUGGAUACAACCAUCUGGUGGACCAGAAUUUUAACCCAUUACCAGACUACUGGCUUUCUCUCCUUUACAAACGUCUGAUUGGCCCCAAAGUCCUGGCGGUGCAUGUAGCUGGGCUUCAGCGCAAGCCACGACCAGGAAGAGUCAUCCGGGACAAACUGAGGAUCUAUGCUCAUUGCACAAACCAUCACAACCAUAACUAUGUCCGUGGCUCUAUUACACUCUUCAUCAUUAACCUGCAUCGAUCAAGAAAGAAAAUCAAACUGGCUGGGACUCUCAGGGACAAGCUUGUGCACCAAUAUCUGCUGCAGCCCUAUGGGCAGGAAGGCCUUAAGUCCAAGUCUGUGCAGCUCAAUGGCCAGCCUUUAGUGAUGGUGGACGACGAGACCCUUCCAGAACUGAAGCCUCGCCCGCUGCGGGCCGGCCGGACAUUGGUCAUCCCUCCAGUCACCAUGGGCUUUUAUGUAGUCAAGAAUGUCAAUGCUCUGGCCUGCCGUUAUCGAUAAACCAUCCUCUGUUCAUGAGCCAUUGGUGGGCCUGCUGGACUGCUUUCUACUCUUCACCCCUGUAGCACCCUUACUCCUCAGACAUCUUCUUUAGCAAACAGCCUCCCAUGAUGCUGGAGGCAACAUAGACUCUCUGCAAAGAGGCAGAGCAUCAUAGUGUGAGCUUAGCCUAGGUAGGUGGCAUCCGUCC
Molecule: messenger RNA, 2368 nt
Organism: Acomys russatus (golden spiny mouse)
Lineage: Eukaryota; Metazoa; Chordata; Mammalia; Rodentia; Muridae
Gene: Hpse2
Product: heparanase 2 (inactive)
Exons: 13
Coding region: 571-2178 (535 amino acids)
Cellular component (GO): extracellular matrix; membrane
Molecular function (GO): hydrolase activity, acting on glycosyl bonds
Source: RefSeq, a predicted model, not a curated record